Messenger RNA from Drosophila bipectinata, 1548 nucleotides. It is a transcript of the gene aurA, whose product is annotated as aurora A. The record is from RefSeq and is a predicted model, not a curated record. Gene Ontology annotation, molecular function: ATP binding; protein kinase activity. Gene Ontology annotation, biological process: protein phosphorylation; regulation of cytokinesis; mitotic spindle organization. NCBI's taxonomy places the organism in Eukaryota, Metazoa, Arthropoda, Insecta, Diptera, Drosophilidae. Gene Ontology annotation, cellular component: chromosome passenger complex; spindle midzone; spindle pole centrosome.
AAGGAAGUGACCAAAAAUAACAUUUCACUUGGCCACACUGAAUCACGCACACACCCGCUUCAUAAUUCAAACAAACGGCAAAUUAGUAUCUUCUCACAAUAGCAGUUUUUUAAUUUAAUUUUAUUUGUUUGGACCAAAUUUGUGUUCUUGUUUUGUUAUAAUUUGAUCGGUGUCGCCAUGUCCCAUCCCAACAACAAUGUGCUGCGCCCCAAGGACAACGCACUGUCCUGGAAACCGGAAAACUCGGCUCAUGUCCUUGGCUUGCAGAAGAAAAACUUGCUUCAGACGAAAAAGCCGAACGGCGAAAACUUGGCACCUGCGGUGAGCAAGCCGCUUCCAAUGACCAGUAAACCCGGAGCAGGAGGAACCAGCGUCCAGGCGGCCUCAACAGCUCCACCUGCAGCUCCUGUAUUCCAAAAGCCUCUGGCGCCCCCAGUGAAGAAGGCUCCCUCUGAGUUUGUGGCUCCUGCACCAGUUGCAGCUUCUAAGACUGAUAAACCCUCCACGGCUGCUGCCGCAGACACCUCUGGAGCCACAACAAGCACUAAUGCAGAGAAAGGCAAGACUGAAUCCCAGCCUCCGAAGGCAAAGAAAACAUGGCAGCUAAGCAACUUUGAUAUCGGCCGCAUGCUGGGCCGCGGAAAGUUUGGAAAUGUGUACUUGGCCCGCGAGAAGGAGUCCCAGUUUGUGGUGGCACUGAAAGUUCUCUUUAAGCGUCAAAUUGACGAGUCAAAAGUGGAGCACCAGGUGCGCCGUGAGAUCGAAAUUCAGUCGCAUUUGCGACAUCCGCACAUCCUACGUCUCUAUGCCUACUUUCACGAUGAUGUGCGCAUCUAUUUGAUAUUGGAGUACGCGCCCCAAGGUACUCUCUUCAACGCCCUACAAGCUCAGCCUUUGAAGCGCUUCGAUGAACGCCAGUCGGCCACUUACAUACGCUCCUUGUGCUCGGCUCUUCUUUACCUACACGAACGGGACAUCAUCCAUCGAGACAUCAAGCCGGAGAACCUUCUGCUGGGCCACAAAGGCGUUCUCAAGAUCGCCGACUUCGGCUGGUCCGUACAUGAGCCCAACUCCAUGCGCAUGACGCUCUGCGGCACGGUCGAUUAUCUACCUCCAGAAAUGGUCCAGGGCAAGCCUCACACCAAGAACGUUGACCUCUGGAGCCUCGGAGUGCUGUGCUACGAACUGCUGGUGGGCCAUGCUCCCUUUUUCUCGAAGACGUUUGACGAGACCUACAAGAAGAUUCUGAAGGGAGACUAUAAGCUGCCGGAGCAUGUCUCCAAGGCGGCGGCCCACUUGAUUUCCAAGCUUCUGGUGUUGAAUCCACUACAUCGCCUGCCAUUAGACCAGGUGAUGGUACACCCCUGGAUCCUGGCGCACACGCAGUAAAAUUCCCGUUUUGAGUUGUUCUUUCAUUGAGUUUAGUUAAGCGGCAGCGCGAAUAUAAUUAAAUCUUAAAUAUUUAUGUAGCCAGCUACCAGAAAAUAACAUUUAUGCAUUAAGUUUAUUAUUAUCAUUACCAAUAAAGUUUGUGUGUGUUUACAAUCA